Messenger RNA from Anarrhichthys ocellatus (wolf-eel), 4902 nucleotides. It is a transcript of the gene borcs6, whose product is annotated as BLOC-1 related complex subunit 6. Gene Ontology annotation, cellular component: BORC complex. Gene Ontology annotation, biological process: lysosome localization. The coding region runs from base 357 to 1718 and encodes 453 amino acids. Lineage: Eukaryota; Metazoa; Chordata; Actinopteri; Perciformes; Anarhichadidae. The record is from RefSeq and is a predicted model, not a curated record. The transcript has 7 exons.
UAGAGACAAAUAAACCCACAGCUACAACAUGCGGGAGUUAAAUGUUGCUCAGCAUGCACUGCUCUGGGAAUAUUUUGGUCUUUUUUUACAUACGAAUUAACAACAAUUUAUUGAUUUUACUUAUUUCAAUAACUAUUUUAAUCCGUGACAUACUUCUGUGUAAAUCGAACAGCGCUGUCAUCAUUAACAUUCAAAGAAGAAGAUUGUAUCUAUGUUAGAUUAUCAUUAUUUUGCUUGAAACGAUUUUAAUUUUGCAAGGCGGAACUCUUCUGUUGAGAUUGGUGGGGAAGGAUUUUCUUAUCGGACUCGGUUGUUGCUUACAUUUUUUGAACAGGAACUACCCUGCAGGUGGAGGGAUGAGUCUCUCCCCUGUGAUUGGCACAGAAGUGCCAGAAACAGCUAACGGGGUUGUGCCACCCGUCUCUUCAGAGAACGGCCCUUACGCUCCGGUCUCAGUGAAAUGUGGGGGGAGCAGAGUGCCCUGUCCUGGGGAGGCAUCGAAGGAUAGAGCCCUUGGACACACAGAGAACCACGUAGAUGCAGAAAACAGAGUUUACGAUGGCGACGGCCACUUGGACACAAAGGCGUACAAUAAUGGGAGAACAUCUACUAGGUUGUCGCUGCACACCUCUCGUGUGACAGACGCCUCACUCCCCGCAGCCUCCUGCACGGGAGACUCUGAAGAGUGGGAAUCAGGCUUCAAAGACAUUCACGAGGCCUCUAACAAUGUUGAGCCUCCUGAUGCAGCUCUGUUGUGGGACCCAGCGCAGCAAGCACACUCCAAAAAGUCAUCUCAGCGAGGAGGCCCUGCCGCUACAGGCAGACAGCAGAUGGAGACAGAGACUUUAGAUGGAGACACUGACAGUCGAGACGAGGAGGAAGAUGGAGAGAAGGAGAAACAGGAUGAGGAGGACGAUGAGAAAAAUGAAAAAAAGUGGAUUAAUCAGCGUGCAGGAGGGAGAACAGAGGUGGCGUCUUCACGACACUACUCCUCCUCAGCCCCCGGUCCCAGCACCUCGUCCUCUUCCUCUCUUCCACCUCCUCUUCUUCCCUCAGACGAUAUCCCCUGCCCUCCCCACGUCAUGGCCCAGGUCUGGGUACGCAACGUCCGGGGGAUGCAGGACAGCAAGAGCCUGGAUGAAAUCAGCCAAGCUUGUGGAGGUGGUUUGGGGGCCCGGGUAGGGGGCAGAGGGGGCCAGUCAGAGGGCCGGAGGGCCACAAUCUCCUCAGCUCUGGAGCUAGAUGGGACAGUCAGCCAGGAGGGUGACCUGACUCACUUCAUCACCAAGAACCUGGAGCAGAAAAUCAAAAUGAGCUCCAAGCCCAGUCUGGACUGCAGUGACUCGGACUGCUCAGGUCCCAUCUUCCGCAGCCGGGGUUUGUCACGGAGACCGGCAGACAUCCCGCCCAUUGAUCCAGCCGUCCUAUUGGAUCUUCAGAGACACACCCAGGAAGUGGCGCACAGUGUGGAGAUGAUGAUGCGGAGCCUCAAUGGAACAAUCCAGAAUAUGACAGCUCUGAGUGUGGGCUACAUCCAGACCUACAGAGACUCAGUUGACAGCUUGGGAGAGUCUGUGGAUAUGAGUAUAAAGGGCAUGUACACACUGAUGGCUCGCUGCGAGGAGUUGGAUCGUUCCAUGCAGCCCAUACACACCCUGGCGGCCCAGAUCCGUGACAUCAAACGCACCCUCGACGCUCUGGAGGCGAUCUGCAAGUAGCCCCCCCACCUGUCCGAUUUGAAUACACGCCCCCAGCUGCAAAGAUCCAACAUCAAGCACAUCCUGAACGAGGCUGUCUGCAAGUAAGCCCACCUUUCUGCAGGUAGCGCGCACACACUGCAGCCAAGAUUAAGUGCACCUCUGGAUUCCAGGAACCAUUGCUACUAGGCAUGCUGGAGGAUUGGCUCUCAUAGUCCCGCCGCUUGUUCAUAAUUUGAAGAUGUUUGUUUCGUGAGAUUCCAAAUGAAUUUGCGAUUGAUUUUCUCUCGGGGUCGAGCUUUCUCUUGCUUUCUUUUUUUGUUUUUAAAGCCUCUAAUGAAGUUGUCGUGAAAUGAAAUCUCAGAAAUGAACCCUUUUUGGAGACACUCGGUCAAGUGCCCUGAACACACACACACACACACACACACACCCUUGAAGAUGUGUUUACAGCGAGAGGAGGAAUAUUGUGUCAUUAUCCGUCCAGCCCGCUUUGUUCAGAUUGCACUAACCUUUCCUCCCCACAUGGGGGCGAUGUUUCUCUCCGUGUGUCUCUUUGCUGAUGGAGAGGCCGGUAUGAACUGCUCAGAAGACAGUGACUUUUGCACAGGAACAGAAAGCCUAUUUUUUAACCUUAUGCAACAAAGAUCCGAUUCUUUUCACUGCAGACUUAAUGAGGGGAGGGGAGCAUCAUGUCUCUCUGUCUGUCUGUCUUAUUUUAAUGUUUAUUUAUUAAGUGUUCUCAGCAUGGUUGCUUAUUCGACUACGCUGCUACUCGGUGUCACUGGGAACUAACCAGUACAGCCAGAGUUUUGUCCCACUGAACGGUCCCUCUGGAGCAUUUGGAGUUUAAGCUCAAGUGCUGCUUGAGGGUAGUUGUCGAAGGAAAUGAAAGUGUUUCACUUUUUCUACUCGGACUAUGUCAUGUUGUUUAUCAAUUAAAAACUUGUAAACUUUAUAAAUCACAGGUCUGCUUCUGUGAUUUAAAGCCACCCCCUGCCAGGUGUCCUACAACCUCACUCUCCUCCUUUUGUGCAAUCCGAGAUGUUUUCGUGCAAAAAAAUAUCUUCGUGCGUAUCACAACAUUCCCAAUGGCAUUAAAUAUUUUAAAGGCUUUGUACUUAUUUGACUUUUAAAUGUCAUCAAACCGAAGAAACAUUUGAUACAUAUUGCCAACCUGAAGACUUUCAUGAAAUCUGAACCUAUUGAAAAUGUAAUUUAAAUUCCAGACAUGCAAGUAGCCAACAAACUGCUGAGAGUGUCAUUGAUCCUGUGAAUGAAAUUCAAACCAGUUAUAGUUUGCUUCUGCCUGUACUGACCAAUCACGAAGAAGAAGAAGAAGAAGAAGCUACGUUUCUGUGCAGCAUGUCCUCGCUUUUGUUUUCUUCAACAUUGAAAGGAUCGGACGACUUGUUUCCAACAAAGAGUCAACGUCACUGUAGUUGGGAUUCCGUCUUCGCGUGUGAACUAACGUGGACUUGUGUCACAUUUAAUAGAAGUGAGUAUUUAUUAAUUUACUCAAAGAGAAAAGCUACUGAACGAGUGCCGCGUGGCUUGGCUGUUACUUUAUCGACCUGAAGCCAUUCGCUCUCCUGGAGCGUUGUACUUGAUUUAAUGAAGAGACUGUGGUACGUCUGUCAUUGCACUGGUGGGUGGCCUUGUAGUAGAUCAUUGUGCUAUUACUUUUAAAUAUACCCGUUACUGAUGGCAGCAAACAUGUCAAUUUGGUGGAUUUUGUGAUAUUCAUCUAAAAACUUUUAUCAAAGCAAUAUUGGAAGCAAAGUCCUUACUUAUUUUAGCCGUGGUUCUGCAUCGUAACCUGUUCAUGUUCACCACAAAAAGCUCAGAUUGCAUUCUUUGUCAAAUCUGCUCUUUGUCUCAUCGUCGCUCUCCUCAACCUUGUUGGCAAAGAGGAAGAGCCGCAUCUUCACAAAGCUUACAUUAAAGAAUGGGAUGGUCCUGAUUAUACUGAAAUGUACUCCAACAUGUCUGUGCUUGUAAAGAUGUUGAUGCUCUUUUGCAGAUGAAGGUUAAUGUCCAGAGAGCGGACAUGUGGGAGUCUUAGUAGAUUUCCAGGGUGAGGGAGGAUCCUUUGAAAUGGGGAAAUAUGAGAGACAAUGCCCUUGUUCAUAAUGUAAAUGUAUGAUUAAUUCAUUUUCUGUUGUACAAUCGGAUGAUGCACCUGUGUAGAUAUGAUCUCUUUCUGUAACUAAAAAAAAAACAAUUUAGAUACCCGUCGUCUUGAGUGUAUAUUUUAAUGAAAAAUAACAAAUAAAUUUACAUGAGCUGCAAGAACAAAUGUUUCCAUUUUAUUUUCAAAGUGUGCUGCCUCAAGGAGCACUGAAUGUAUGUGAAAGAAACAUAUAAACAACUCUGACUUACAAAAAAAUAUAUACAAAUAUGCAGGUUUUCUAUUACAGAUGGAAGUUUUGUGUUUUUUCUAAAUUAAAGGUUUGUCCUUUGAGUUAACAGUUACUGCAUUUAUAACAUUCUAACCACAAUAAGAGUUAAAAAGGCCUGAACUACAUGCUGCGGAGACCAAUAGGUGCAGAUAUUUAGACUUGUCACAGCGGCGUUAUUAAUAACAGUAACGAUGGCUCUGUUUUGUUGUCACUAAGCUGUGACAGUGAGCCAGCAUGCUCAAUACCAGGACCCUGCAACUUAAGCAGCUAAAUGGGAUUCAGCCAUCAUUCAUUUUAUUAUUCAUACUUGUGCUUUUCCCUCUGUGAUAUUUCAAAAAGGCCCGUGUUUAAUUUUGCAGAGGAUGCUCUUGAAGACGUCAACAAUCCACAACAUAAAUCCUGGAUGUUUUGAAGGCCAAAGUUGACACAUUCUGUUUGUCUGACAUUGCAUUAAACAUGUGACUCUCAAACUGCUGCUUAACUAACUCCUAAAAGAUUUAUGAAAAUGACAAUCUCUGUCAGGAAGAUUAACUGACGGGUUCACUCUGUUUACAAGUACACAGAAGGUCUCCCUGACCUUUCUACUAUCUAGCACAGCAGAUUGUUUUGGUUUCAUUUGAAGGAUUUAAAAUAUUAGCCUCUGACCUUUCUGCUGUCACUCCAAUCCAAUGACGGUGAAUAGAGUUUUAAUUAUUUGGGGUGAACCAGCCUUUUAACCCAGCACGUCUACUUAAUAGAAAGAGAAACUCAUAAUUACCAUUUAACAUAGGACUGAAAUGUAACAACAAAAUGUGCAAAGAGAAUAA